Debaryomyces hansenii CBS767 is the source of this 1146-nucleotide messenger RNA. Its product is annotated as DEHA2G00594p. The transcript has a single exon. Bases 1 to 1146 code for a protein of 381 amino acids. Lineage: Eukaryota; Fungi; Ascomycota; Pichiomycetes; Serinales; Debaryomycetaceae. The record is from RefSeq and is a predicted model, not a curated record.
AUGAGAUUUAUUGGACUUAUUUUUGCUGUAUUGGCAAUUAUAAAAUUUAAUUUAGCAGCCCCCCUUAUUUCCUCUGAGGUGAAGGCUUCUAAUGAAUAUGGAACUAGAGAAAUAUUAUCAGAUGCUGUGCCAAAAAGAGAAGAUUUCAAUAGCAUAUUUGAAGAAGAUGAAAGCUUAGUCAAGAGAGAUGUUGCAGUAAUUACAGAAUUCUUUACUGCACUUAAUAAAAGCGAUUUAGUUGUUCCAGUUGUGAAAAUAUUGGCAACAAACAAAAUAACUGAACCUUUGUUAGUUCAGGCCAUUGUUGCUUUUCUUAAAACCCAGAAUUUGGCUGAUUUGCUUCAUUCAGUGGACGAGUCUGGACUCGCCGUUGAUAUCGUCCUUAAAGUGUUACAGGAUUCAACUUUUUUCCCUGGGUUAUUUAAUAUUGUCAAUGGCUUGAGAACUGGAGCGACUACUACACCUUCUAAGAGCUCAUUGGACACUGGAGCGUUAACAUCUGCUUUAAGCCCUAUCGUUCUGACAUACAGCAAAUACUCGGGUUUGAGUUCAAGUCUUAAUUCGGCAUUGGACAGUCUUGGAAUACUGACCUCUAGUAAUUCUGGACUCUUAUCGGUCUUGAAUCCAGCUUUAUCUUCUGUUGGUAUAAAAAAGGGAUCUACAGGUUCUACAAGUGGCGCUUCGACCUCUAGUUUAAACAAAUCGUCGGCAAAGGCAUCGUCAACAAGUUCCACAAAAGCCACUUCUACAACGGCUACAUCAAGUACUACGUCAUCACUGUCGUCAUCGCUGUCAUCAUCGCUGUCAUCAUCAUCUUCAGGAUACCUUGCCAGUCUUCUUGCGAAGAUUAAAGCGUCUUUCAAAAAGCGCGAUAGUGCUGCCAAUAUUAUCAAAAAAAGGGACAAUAAAGUUUUAGAUAGUCUAAUGGAAUCUUUGGAAAAAUCUGGAUUAGCAAUGUCAGUUGUAUAUCUGAUUGCCACUGAUCCUGAUAUGGCACCUUUUGCAAGAGAUUUAAUAACCCAGAUUGUUAAAAAACAGGCUAUCACAUUGGAUGGAUUACUGCUGGCUUUAGAUAGCACGAAUUUAUUGAAUGACGCAAUCAUUGACUCUCUCUCAAGUCCAAAGCUUGGUAUAACUAUCAACUAG